Prorocentrum cordatum is the source of this 300-nucleotide messenger RNA. The record is from the annotation of a GenBank genome assembly. NCBI's taxonomy places the organism in Eukaryota, Dinophyceae, Prorocentrales, Prorocentraceae.
AUGUCCCUCGAAGCGUCGAUCAAGAACUGCGGCCUGACAAAAGAAUGGAGCGCCGCACUGCGGUUGCUUCGCGAAGGAGUUCGAUUGGGUGUGCAACUCGUCCCAAACCACUACGUUGCGACUAUCAGCGCAUGCAGAAAAGGCGGGCAAUGGCAACACGCGUUGUCAGUGCUCAGUGAGAUGUGGGAGGCGAAGCUGGAGCCCGACUUAGCUACAACGCCGGGAUCAGCGCGUGCGAGAGCGGCGAGCAGUGGCAGCAAGCUCUGUCGCUGCUCAGCGAUGCUUGUGAGGCGAAGCUAG